Molecule: messenger RNA, 2567 nt
Organism: Neoarius graeffei (lesser salmon catfish)
Lineage: Eukaryota; Metazoa; Chordata; Actinopteri; Siluriformes; Ariidae
Gene: fignl2
Product: fidgetin like 2
Exons: 3
Coding region: 204-2276 (690 amino acids)
Molecular function (GO): microtubule severing ATPase activity; ATP binding; ATP hydrolysis activity
Source: RefSeq, a predicted model, not a curated record
CGUGUAUACACACACACACACACACACACACUAACAGGGAUUAUCUGUCUGUUCUGAAUCUGAUAGAGAAAUGCAGGCAUGAAUAGGAAGUGGAUCUGGAUGUGUAAUGUCCUAGCACAAGCCGGUGAUGGACUACAGACACACAGACGCUAAUCUGGCUUUCUCUGCAGAAGUGUCACCUUAAACCAGACCACGUCCGCAGAAUGCUGAGUCCUAUUGUUCCCUAUAGUCUAUUGAAGAUGCACUGGAACCCGGAGCAUGCCCAGCCCCUGAGCCAGUGGCCCGAGCAGCAUUUGGAUGUGUCCUCCACCACCUCCUCACCCGCCCACAAACCUGACCUGUAUUCGGCACGUGGCCGUGGCUCCUACAGCUAUGCCUGGGCCAAUGAUGAUAUCUCAGCCCUCACUGCCUCCAACCUGCUUAAGCGCUAUGCUGAAAAGUACUCAGGUGUGCUGGACUCAGCCUACGAGCGCCCUACUGUGGGUGCCUACCCCGACCCUGGCGCCUUUGGGGCUCUCAGUGGCAGCCAGAAGAGUGAACUGGAGCCCUGGCCCCUUUCACACAGCACUGAUUCAACUUACCCUUUGGUUCCACCCUCUACCCACGAUGGUCUGAAGGUGGCACCAGCACCCACGAUGCCACCUGGCUCAGGCAGUGUAUCUGCAGGCAGCAGUAACCUGUCAGACUCAGGCUACAGUGGGAGCAGUUCAUGCAGUGGUCCCCACUCCAGUGACUACCCGCCCAGCUACAAUGGCACCUACCUCUCGUCAGGAUACUGCCCCCAAGGCAGCUCAGCACUUCCCCCAGCACCACUUCAUGCCCUGCAGUCUGGUCCCACCCUCUUGCCCAGCUACACACCCUCUGCACCUGUCUAUAACUACCCCCCUGCCACCUACCCCCACCAGACCAGCCUUGCGCCCACCUAUGGCCACCCAACUCCCCCUUACCUUCCCUCUGGUAUAGCAGCUCCAACCCCCAUCACUUCACGGCCCACGGUGGUAGGAGGCAGCUACAGUUACCAGAACAGUAGCCUGGGUAGCUCAGAGACAGGAGGUUCACUGAAGAGGAAGGCAUUUGAAAUGACCCCUGAAGAGGAAGAGGGGGACGGGAGUUCACGCUAUAGGAAAUAUAGCUAUGAAGCCUUAAAGUCUGGUGGAGACUCGCCAUAUAGUGUGGGUGACAAAGCAGAAUGUAGAGGGAAUGGGUUUGUUGCUACAAAUGCAGACCCACAAGCAUUCAAGCCCAACAAACCUGGGUCACAGCCAGGCAUUGCAAGUGAUGAGGUGGGCAAAUACAGUGGCCUGAAGCCCCUGCUUUCGCCAGCAUAUGGAACAGCUGGUGACUACAGCCCUCCAACAGCCAUAACAGGAGAGAGCGGAGGAGCCGAGCAUGGUUUUCCACAGCAACAACGUUCACUAAAGCACUCUGAACCACUGAAAAGUACAGAGCAGCACCUGCUGGAGGUGGUAAAUAAUGAGCUACAGGACUGCACGUUGCCUCCACUGUGGUCAGAUCUAGUUGGCCAUGCUCGUCUUAAAGCAGUUCUGGAAGAGGAACUGCUGUGGCCAGUACUGCGCUCUGACAGCUCUGUUCGUCCGCCACGAACUGUGCUACUGUUUGGUCCACGAGGGGGUGGCAAGACCACACUGGCGCACUCCAUGGCCACCCAGCUUGGUGCCACUUUCUUCAGACUGAGCGGCGCCACGUUGGUAUCCAAGUGGAAGGCUGAAGCUGAGCAGCUUCUUGGCAUGCUAUUCUCUGUGGCUGCAGCACGCCAGCCAGCAGUGGUGCUACUAAGUGAGUUAGAGGCCUUUGAGGAUGAUGAGGGUCUCAGACAGCAGCUACAGGUCCAGUUGGAGAAGGUACAGCGUGGAUUGGUACUGGUGAUGUGUUCCACACGCCACCCAGAGCUUCUGAAAGAGCCUCUGCUACGCUGCAUGGCCAAGCGCUACCAUGUCAGCCUACCGGACGGAAGUGGGCGCAGGCAGCUGCUGCUGCAAGCUCUUGGGCCUCAUGGCUGCAGUCUGAGUGAACAGGAGCUGGCUGCUGUCUUGCAGCGUUGCGAUGGAUUCUCUGUAUGUGAGCUGCUGCAACUCGGUCAGCAAGCCCUGGCUUCAGCAUCAGCUUCAGGCACUGGUCAGAUGCAUGGCCUUGGCGCACCCCUCUCCUCACCAGCCUUCAAAGACUUCGAGAGCGCUUUCUGUAAGGUGCGACCACAUGGGGCCCCCAAAGAAAUGGACACUUGUAUGGAAUGGAGCAAGGUGUAUAGCCACUAAGAGACAGUUCAGCCACUGGAAUCAGGACUGCUUAUGUUUGUGCAGAGGUAAAAAGCCUCAUGGAUACUUUUUUUGCUUUUAUUCUUUCUGUUUUCUUUUUGUAGCUACAUACUUCGCAGCCAAAAAGGGGGGUUAUUUUGGGAGAUUACAUUUUACGGUGAAAAGGCAUUUUAGAAUGAACACCUUUUUGUCUUGGAAACAUGCCAUGGUGUGCUGUUUUUCUAUAAAUAAACAUAUACUUUAUUUUUUUCCCCAAAGAAAUUAAAAAUAUUAGGCAUUUAUCAGAAGGGG